GUCGUAGGUAAAACCAUAACCUCACAUAACGGCAAUCGAUUUUGUACAACGAAAGCUGUAAGCAGCUCUUCUGUCAAACGGAUGCACAUAACCUUAGUUUAUGACUGAAAAACAAUAAGACGUUCCUUUUUCAAUACUCCAAUCGAAUACUUCUACAGAGAAAAUAUACCUUAACCGGAAGACUUGCACAAUGAAUCGAUCGAUUUUGGGCCAAGUGCAAAAGUUGAUUGUGUCAACACAGAGUCAAUUGGCGCCGAGCCGAUCGAUUCAUGCAUCGGCCGUGUGUUUAAAAACGUCGUCGGGAAAAUACAAAAUAACACCAAAACGAGAUCGUCCGUUAACGUAUGAAAUGGCAAAUCCACCCUACCAAAUUGCCACCCGAAAAGCUUGGAACUCGUGGAAUUGCGCGAAUUUACAAGAUGGAUUGCGACCGUGUCAAACGGUUGUCGAGGAUAUGUUCAUUCGGAAAUUCAUCACCGGCACAUUUCAUUCGUUGGUUUGUAGCGAAGUCAUCAUAAAGCGACAAUUUAAUCAUAUUCGAAUUGCGUUCCUCAUGCGCCGCGGCAUCGCACCAAACAAAGUCUAUUUCCUAAUCGGUUACACGGAGGAGCUAUUGUCGAGUUGGAUGCAAUGCCCAAUCACACUCGAAAUCCAGACGAUUGCAAAACAAGAAGAUACCAUUUUCAAGUAUAUUUAGAUACGAGCAUUACUUAUUAUGUAGAAUCUUAGAGAGAGAGAAAAAAACGGUACAAAUGCACUGGUACGAUACGGUUGUCAUCGUCCUUGUAGAUACGAAAGUAUGGAAUUUAUUGAAAAAAAAACAAAGCGUUUAUGUUUAUUGUUUUGGCUUUAAAUUUAUUUUGGAUAUAUUUUUCAUUUAUUCGACAGUCAGUUUUUUUUCUUCAAUGGAACUUAACACACAGAUAAUGUCAAUGGUUCAUCAAGUGGAUAACAGAUUUCUACAAAAAGAAUAUAGGUUGAAGUAAAUGAUUUUUCCUUCUUCAUUUUUUUCAAGCAAAUUUUCAUGUAUACACACACAGCUUUUACUAACUAAUUUACCUGCCCGUCGAUUAUUCAAUAAUUUAUGCUUUUGUCUUUGCAAGAAGAAACAAAAAAUUGAUUACAACAA
Messenger RNA from Sitodiplosis mosellana (orange wheat blossom midge), 1129 nucleotides. RefSeq names its product 28S ribosomal protein S24, mitochondrial (gene mRpS24). Gene Ontology annotation, cellular component: mitochondrion. Lineage: Eukaryota; Metazoa; Arthropoda; Insecta; Diptera; Cecidomyiidae. Gene Ontology annotation, biological process: translation. The record is from RefSeq and is a predicted model, not a curated record. The transcript has 3 exons. The coding region runs from base 191 to 697 and encodes 168 amino acids.